CCCUGGCCCCCGAGGUUGGACUGCACUGUGAUAUUCCCACCAUGAGGACGCUGCUCAGCACGCUCUGGCUUGCUCUGGCCUGCAGCUCUGUUCAUACUACUCUGUCAAAGUCAGAUGCCAAAAAGGCCGCCUCGAAGACACUGCUGGAGAAGACUCAGUUUUCAGAGAAGCCUGUCCAAGACCGGGGUCUGGUGGUGAUGGACCUUAGGGCUGAGGAUGUGGUUCUGGAGCAUCGUAGCUACUGCUCAGCAAAGGCCCGGGAGAGGCACUUUGCUGGGGACGUCCUGGGCUACGUCACUCCAUGGAACAGCCAUGGCUAUGAUGUUGCAAAGGUCUUCGGGAGCAAGUUCACGCACAUCUCGCCCGUGUGGCUACAACUGAAGCGGCGGGGUCGGGAGAUGUUCGAGGUCACAGGCCUUCACGACGUGGACCAAGGGUGGUUGCGGGCAGUCAGGAAGCAGGCCAAGGGCUCACGUAUUGUGCCCCGACUCCUGUUUGAGGACUGGACUCAUGAGGACUUCCGGAAUGUCUUGGACAGCGAGGACGAGAUAGAAGAGCUUGGCAAGACCAUGGUCCAGGUGGCCAAGAGCCAGCACUUUGACGGCUUCGUGGUGGAGGUCUGGAGCCAGCUGCUGAGCCAGAAGCACGUGGGCCUCAUCCACAUGCUCACCCACCUGGCUGAGGCCCUGCACCAGGCCCGGCUGCUGGCCAUCCUGGUCAUCCCACCGGCUGUCACCCCUGGGACCGACCAGCUGGGCAUGUUCACACACAAGGAGUUUGAGCAGCUGGCCCCCGUGCUGGACGGCUUCAGCCUCAUGACCUACGACUACCCCACAGCACAGCAGCCUGGCCCCAAUGCACCAUUGUCCUGGGUUCGAGCCUGCGUCCAGGUCCUGGACCCCAAGUCCAAGUGGCGCAGCAAGAUCCUCCUGGGCCUCAACCUCUACGGCAUGGACUAUGCAGCCUCCAGGGACGCACGUGAGCCUGUCAUCGGGGCCAGGUGAGCCCAGGGCUCCCCACCAUGCAG
Leptonychotes weddellii (Weddell seal) is the source of this 1027-nucleotide messenger RNA. The record is from RefSeq and is a predicted model, not a curated record. NCBI's taxonomy places the organism in Eukaryota, Metazoa, Chordata, Mammalia, Carnivora, Phocidae.